Messenger RNA from Camarhynchus parvulus, 3120 nucleotides. RefSeq names its product sphingosine-1-phosphate receptor 1 (gene S1PR1). The record is from RefSeq and is a predicted model, not a curated record. Gene Ontology annotation, biological process: angiogenesis; sphingosine-1-phosphate receptor signaling pathway. Gene Ontology annotation, cellular component: membrane. The transcript is spliced from 2 exons. Lineage: Eukaryota; Metazoa; Chordata; Aves; Passeriformes; Thraupidae. Bases 454 to 1593 code for a protein of 379 amino acids. Gene Ontology annotation, molecular function: sphingosine-1-phosphate receptor activity.
GGCUCCCACGUCAGGGACGGCUGGAGCCCUCCCCGCGUCCCCCGGCCGGGGGUCCCGCGGGGGAGUUCUUCGCCUCACACGUUGGUGUGCCCCGCUGCUGCCCCGCGGAGUCUGUGCCAGCCCGCGGCUGCUCACGCCCCGGCGGGCGGGACGGGGCAGGGCCGGGCUGGGCGUGCGGGGAGGAGACGGAGUCGAAAAGGGCUGGGCAGGACCUGCAGAAACAUUAAAACCACCGAGCCCCCCAGCCCGCCCACCGGAGUUGCUCCGCGGGCACGCAAGAUGUGCGGGGCCGGUCUGGGCUCCGCGCCGCGCUUGAGCGAGGGCUGCAGUUUGUGAGGCUGUGCAGCAGUGCCGGGCAGGCUGUGGGGCCAAGGAGCUGCGGGGCAGCCACCGGGUUUGCGGUCGGUGUCACCAUCCGGUGGCCGCUGGGGGAGCAGUCCCCAGCCAGGCACCAUGAACUCCGGCACCACUGCCCCGCAGAAGGUCACCAGCAACCCCACCAACACUGAUGUCAACUAUGUCAUCAAAGAGCAUUAUAAUUACACGGGAAAGCUAAAUGAGAGUGUGGACACUGGAAUUAAAGUGACGUCGGUGGUUUUUAUCAUCAUUUGCUGCUUUAUAAUCUUAGAGAACAUUUUUGUCUUGCUUACCAUCUGGAAAACCAAGAAGUUUCACAGACCCAUGUACUAUUUCAUUGGGAACUUAGCUCUUUCAGACUUGCUGGCUGGUGUGGCUUACACUGCCAACCUCCUGCUAUCUGGACACAAAACCUACAGCCUGACCCCCAACCAGUGGUUUGUAAGAGAAGGCAGCAUGUUUGUUGCCUUGUCAGCUUCUGUGUUCAGCUUGUUGGCCAUUGCCAUUGAGAGAUACAUCACCAUGCUGAAGAUGAAACUCCACAAUGGCAGCAACAGCUUCCGCUCCUUCUUGCUGAUCAGUGCGUGCUGGGUUAUCUCCGCCAUCCUCGGGGGGCUCCCGAUCAUGGGCUGGAACUGCAAGAACCUCUUGUCCAACUGCUCCACCGUGCUGCCCCUCUACCACAAGCACUAUAUUCUCUUUUGCACAACCGUUUUCACUGGCCUUUUGUUAUCUAUUGUGGUCCUCUACUGCAGGAUCUACUCCAUGGUGAGGACUAGGAGCCGCAGGCUGACAUUUCGGAAAAACAUUACCAAAGCUACCAGGAGCUCAGAAAAGUCACUAGCCUUGCUCAAGACAGUGAUCAUAGUCCUGAGUGUCUUCAUUGCCUGCUGGGCUCCUCUGUUCAUCCUCCUUUUACUGGAUGUGGGGUGCAAAGUGAAGACCUGCCCAAUCCUCUAUAAAGCAGAGUAUUUCUUAGUACUGGCUGUGCUCAAUUCAGCCACGAACCCUAUCAUCUACACCUUGACAAACAAAGAGAUGCGGAGGGCUUUCAUCAAGAUUUUGUGCUGCUGCACAUGUCCCCCGGCAGAUUCUGGGACCAAAUUCAAACGGCCAAUCAUUGGGGGCAUGGAGUUCAGCCGGAGUAAGUCUGACAACUCCUCACACCCACAGAAGGAGGACGGUGACCAUCCUGAAACCAUCAUGUCUUCGGGCAAUGUUACCUCAUCUUCUUAGGAGUAACCAUGGGGGUGUAUUUCAGAGUCUUCCUCUGAAAUCAGGGAGCUGGGAUGCCUCCUGCUCAUAGCAGCAGCGUUGGGCUGAGUGAGCAAGUAGCAUUAGUUCUAAUGAGGCAAACGGUGCACUUGUGAGGCUGGAGUUCAAGAAAUGGGACACACUGUUCUGGCUUGAAAAUCUUUUUCCCUGGAGCAUGUUUUGUCUUUGCGCUGAGGCAGCUCAGGAUUGUCAGGCGCAUUCAUAUCCUGAAAUCUCCUUAGUAACUCUGAAAGACUGAUGCCUUGGUGAAAUGAUGCCUGGUGCGUGUGAGAGAAAGAGAGAGGGGGAGGAGGGAAAGGGAGAAUGAAUCUUUUUUUUUUUUUUUCCCUGUGAGAAGAAUGUGAAGUUUUUUCUCUUCACAGCAAACCACUGACACAAAGAUCUUUCUGUACUGAAUUUAGUGGUGGCUCUGGUAUCAUUGGUAAGAAAUGUGUUUGUUUAGUACAUAACAUGGAAGGAGAUCACACAAAUAUAACUUAGACCACAUACAACCAUAAUUGGCAUAAUUUUGCAGAGCUUUUAGUUAAGUCAUAAGGGUUUGUUUGCAGAGUCCAAAGCUCUUGGGGUUUUACUUAGCAAGAUCAUAGCUGUGAAUUUUUGCUGUCAGUCUGUAUUACAUUUGAAGACCACGAGCUAGAUUCUGCAGUUACUUUCGCCUGUACAAUUCCAUUGGCUGCGUCAGACUUAAUGGAGUAGCUCAGAGGGGCAUUUGGCCCCAUAUUUUGAUUGCCGUUUUAUUCUAUAGCAUUAAACUGCAUUAUCAGGAAAAAUGCAAGAAAGAACUAAAUAUCAUUUCUCUUCAAGAUGACUUGAAUGUCUACAAAAUAGUAAAAAAUACUAUUGACAACAGUGGGAUUUUUGCCUAAGUAAGAAGAGCUAAAAUCUGAAGGGAUAUUUCAGUGUCAGUUUCACAGUCUUUCCAAAAGUAAGGAUCAGUUGGAAAAUCAGAAAAGAGUACGUCGGGUUUCAGAAAAAAAUAAAAAGAAAAUUGAAGUGAAAUGACUAUAGAUAAAUGCACUUCCAUAACAAAAUGCAAUACAUUUUGGCACAUUUUAUUAAUGUUUAUAAUUUCAGCAAAGAUGUUGGUAUUUUAUCAUGGAAGAAGUACCUGUUGUUAAAUUGAAUGUAUUUGUUUUACAGCAUCAUUUUUACUUCUCUAUUUUUCUAACCUGUGCUAAUGGGGUUGAAUGUGUAUAAUGUAAAUAAGAUACAGGAGUCUUCAUGUGCCUAAAGUGUUACUAUAACAAUGUGGUAUAUCUGGGAUAGCUGAGGGCAAUUGACUUAUCUACAGUCAUCAGCAACUCCUAGGACUGGUAUUUUGUAAAGAAAAUGUAUCGCCUUUGUAGUAAAAUUUCCAGUGCAAUUAAACUGUUGGGGUUUUUUUUUCUGGUUUAAAAAAUAGUAUUUAAAAUGUUUCUGACUUUUAUUGUUCAAUUUGCACAUAGCUUUAUUGACUUCUAAACAUUAAUAAACUGAUUUUUUAAAUGA